This is a messenger RNA of Cavenderia fasciculata, 1200 nucleotides long. RefSeq lists its product as uncharacterized. The record is from RefSeq and is a predicted model, not a curated record. NCBI's taxonomy places the organism in Eukaryota, Evosea, Eumycetozoa, Acytosteliales, Cavenderiaceae. Bases 1 to 1200 code for a protein of 399 amino acids. The transcript is spliced from 3 exons.
AUGACAGAUAAAUAUAAAGAAUUGAUUAACAUUGGUUUGAAAUCAAUACUAUCAACAACAUAUAUAAGAAUUUAUGGAAUAUUACCAAAUAAUCCUAAUAAGAGAAUUGAAACAUUUCUUGAUCGUGGCAUUGAAAAGAUUAUAUUGAUUUAUAAUGAAAUGGAAACAAAUAAUAGAAUAUUACAAACAAAUGAUAUAAAAGAGAUGGCUGAAUUGGCUAAAAGAUCAAACAAGUUGUGUAGAAUAUUGGCAAAGAGAGAGGUAGUAUUGAUGUUGUUGGGGAUCAUUGCAGGUGGAGAUCAACUAUGGGAAAAUGGUUAUAGUCAUAGAGCACCUCUAACUGAACUAAUCAUUCAUCAAUUUUAUACUAUUUUGGAUACUGAUAAUAUAAUGAUAGAUUGUAUUAAUUUAUUAAAUCAUAUAUUACCCCAUGUACAAGAUAUACCAUAUGAUUUAUUUUCUCAACUUGUUAAUUUUCAUUCAUUAACACCAACAAGUUAUAGAUUGACAUGUGCGGUAUUGAGAACAAUGACUUUGAAUAGAGAAACCAUUCAACCAUUUAUCAGUGUUGGAAUGAUUAGAAUUGUUAGAUUUUAUUUAGACAAUCAAUUCAAAUCAGAGUAUUCACAAUUACAAGAUUAUUGGUUACAAAUUGCCAAAAGUAUAUACAAUGACAAACAACUUUUUAAGUCAUUGUCAUUAUUGGAUCAAUCAUUUGUAGAGCAAUAUUAUAAAAUGGGUAGAUUUAGAUUAUGGCUACCAAAAGAAUUACGUAUCAAUCCAAUUGGUACAAUAGUUGAAACGGUAUCUGAUGGAAUUGGAUAUUAUUUUGGUUUGUUUAAUGGUACUACAUUAUUUGUAGGUCAUUUAAAUCUUUUAUUUUCAGAUCAAAGAUUAGAUUCGACCUGGUCUAGAUACUUGGCAUGUUCAAUGUUUGAAUCAACAUUGACACUCUAUUUCACAUUUCUACUCCCACCCAAAGGAAAGAUAUAUUAUAUCGCAUCGGCUCUAACAAUAUCGAUUAUUUCAAGUUAUCAAGAGAGAAUAGUCAUCCUUGAAAAAACAAGUAAUUCACUUUAUAAAUCUUUUAAAAAGUAUUAUCAAACAAAUGAUCAAAAUCAUGAUAGACUUUUUGAAUCAACUAUCAAUCAACAAAAUAUUAUAAAUAAUAAAUCUAUUAUUUUAGAUUAUCAAUUUUAA